Messenger RNA from Closterium sp. Naga37s-1, 1683 nucleotides. Lineage: Eukaryota; Viridiplantae; Streptophyta; Zygnematophyceae; Desmidiales; Closteriaceae. The record is from the annotation of a GenBank genome assembly.
AUGGCGGUCGUUGUGUCUGCUCAGGUUGUCGACGACUUUCUUCUACUCGGCUCGCUGACGCUCGACGAGCAGGAGACGGCAGCAUGUGUGGCGGUGCUGGUGGCGCUGAGGGGUUUUCCGUCGUCGCUGGUGAGAAUCCGCCUGGAGAGCGAGAGGAGCGUGCGGCGGGCGCGUGCCAGCCUCGUGGCAGAGCCGCCUCACCAGCUGGCCUACAACAUACAGGCGGAAGCAGCUACACUGCUGCCUUUGAUCGCUGACACCGCCCUCCUCCGCCACUUCACGGAGCGACACGAGUCAUCCCGCUCCCGCGCCGCCAUGCUCUGCACAUCGCUGCCGGAGCCGCCCGGCCUACCUUUGGAGCAGCACCACACGAGCCAGUGCCUUCAGGCCCUCGCCCAGGCCAUCCGCGUAUUCCUUGAUAACACAGCCAUGCUGUUAUGCAAGCUGGAGAGUCAGUGUGAGAGCCACGGGAUGAGGUUGCUGGAGCUCAAGCGGUGCAUUCAGCCCGUAGCGGACGGAGUGAGGGUUCUUGAGCCCAUCGUGAGAGGGGUGGACGAUGAAGGAUGGGGAUCCACAGAGGUUCUUGACAUGCUGCAUGCAGCGUCCACACGACCAGAUGUGAGGGAGGCGGAGGGUCUCAUUCGUUUUGUGCUGCAAGCUACAUGCGCCCCCUACCUUCACCUCCUCUCCUCGUGGAUGCAGGAAGGCAGGCUGGACGACGACAUUCACAGCGAGUUAUUCAUUUCCGCAUGCACCACUGCUGCUACAGCCACUACAGCCGCUACAGCCGCUACAGCUGCACACUCACCUGCUGAUGCACAAACCACCCCAUCUGCUCAUGGUCGCAGCAUAUUCACCACAGCCACCAGUGACAGUGAUGGUUUGCGGUUGAUGGGGCAUGGUGGCGUGUGGGAAAGGGAGGGCGAAGGAGGGGAGGCCACGGGGCAAGGGGAUUGGCGGAGUGCAGAGGGGUGGGAAGGGGUGGAAGGGCAGCGGUUUGUGGUGCGGUGCGAUGCGGUGCCAGUGCUGUUCCAGUCGGUGGCUGACGAUGUGCUGGCCACAGGGCAGCUAGUGCAUGCGCUGAGAGAACAUGGUGCAGAGACUCAUGAUGAGCUGGCCACGGGGCCGCUGGUGCAUGCGCUGAGGGAGCACGGGUACUUGAAGCAGAAUCACAAUGUGCUGGCCGCGGGGCAGCUGGUGCAUGCGCUGCAGGGAGUAUGGUGGGUGGGUGGGUGCAUGGUGCGCAUGCACGGUGUAUGCAGUGUAAUGAGAUCGACCCUUUUCCACAUCCUCGCUCUGGUUCACAUGUUAAAAACGACCUCCCUCUGUGAAGCCUUUUCUUGGGACAGCACUCCCUCUCCCUUCUCCUCUCCUCCCACCUUCACACCGCAGCUGAUCCCAUCAGAGGGAGAGGCACAACAGCCACAGAUGCAGCUGGGCAGUCUAGAGGAGAGCGAUUUUGAUUCGACUCAAGAGUCUUCCUCCUUACCCCCUCACACUGCAGCUGAUCGCAUCAGAGGGAGAGGCGGAACAGCCACAGAUGCAGCUGGGCAGUCUAGAGGAGAGUGUGGGUGCGCGCACGCAGGCAGUGCAGCAGACGAUGCUAGACCUUACAUUGAACAAGGUGGGGUACUUCCAUGCAAUGUCAUGGGUACUAGUGCUGCUACAGGCAGGGUACUGUGA